UUUUUGUUUCGAUAUCAGUUUGCUGGAGAAUGCAAUCCAAUAUUUCUUGAAGAUUUACUAGAAAUGAUAUUAUUCAUCCUGGCAAGGAGGAAACAAACUAGGAGCGGGAUGUUACUGCACCAGAAAUCAGGAUAGACUUCGGCAGCAAACAGUGACCCCUCUACGUCAGUGGAUCAGGAGGAUCCACGCUUUCUCUGUCAUUCUUGGCCGUGCCUUGUUACGCAGCAUCAGCGCUCCCAACAUGGGCAGAUAACAGAGCCGACUAGACUGUCAUUCCUUUCACGGCAAGAUAUCGGAGAGCAUCAAACAGCAGGCUGCUCACAUCAAUCGUUAGUGAGAAAUUAUUGAGUGCGGUUGUGUAGAUAUACAGCAUGGCGUUCAGGCGGAUUAUUCACUUUAAAUAUGCCUGAAUUCUAACCUGUAGAUUACCGUAAACGCAGGUUAAGGACUGAACGUGCUGAUAUGAUACUUCAGUGGGAUACAAUUCGUUAGACUGACUAAGACUUCUCUAGUUCCAGCAAUGUCGGGGUCUACAAAGCUAGACUUCUCCGAAGUGGAAACUUUUCUGGAUAAUCAUCCAGAUCUUUUCGAAGACUACCUGCUGAGGAAAGGCAAAUACAGCGCGGUGGAGAAGUGGCUCAAGCAGCAUCAUCUCAGCAAAACCCCAUCGACCCCCACUACAGGGGAGAAGGGCGCUGUCGCCAAGGAGUGCUGGGUGACCAAAGGAGAUGGCCUGCAGAGGAGACCCUCCCAGCGGGAGCUCAGAAAAAACUUUGCCAGAUCUAAGGCGAUGACCGUCAACAGGACUUACGACGAGCAUGUGAACUCCAGGGACAAGGAACCACUCUCCAGCAUGAGGAGGCGAGCUCUCCUCAGGAAAGCCAGCUCGCUACCUCCCACCACAGCCCACAUCUUGAGCGCCUUAUUGGAAUCUCGGGUCAAUAUCCCUCAGUAUGCAUCCACGGCGAUCGACUACAAAUGCGAACUCAGGGAUAACAACGAGAGAGAAUUCUUUCUGGAACUCGUCAAAGACAUCUCCAAUGAUUUGGACCUGACCAGCCUGAGCUACAAAAUCCUCAUAUUCGUCUGUAUCCUGGUCGAUGCCGACCGAUGCUCCUUGUUCCUUGUGGAAGGAACUUCCAAUAAAAAGACUCUAGUGUCCAAAUUCUUUGACGUGCACGCAGGGACCACAGUGCUACCUUCGUGCAGUAUGGAAAACUCCAACGAAGUGCAGGUGCCUUGGGGGAAAGGAAUCAUUGGUUAUGUGGCGGAACACGGACAGACGGUCAAUAUUCCUGAUGCUUACCAGUUUCUUUCAGUUAACACUUCGAAGAACAUCUCCAGAGGGUCUCCAGAGGACCGUCGCUUCAGAGAUGAAAUUGAUAAAUUGACAGGAUACAAGACAAAAUCCCUUCUGUGUAUGCCAAUUCGAAACAGUGAUGGUGAGAUUAUUGGCGUAGCCCAAGCUAUAAACAAAAAUCCAGGAGGAGCGCCCUUCACUGAGGAUGAUGAAAAGGUGCUGGGGAUGUAUCUCCCAUUCUGCGGAAUUGCAAUCUCAAAUGCUCAGUUGUUCGCUGCUUCCAGAAAGGAGUAUGAUAGGAGCAGGGCUUUGCUAGAAGUAGUCAACGACUUGUUUGAAGAGCAAACAGAUUUGGAAAAAAUUGUGAGGAAAAUAAUGCACCGAGCUCAGACGUUGCUGAAGUGUGAACGUUGUUCUGUCCUGCUCCUUGAAGACAUUGAGUCUCCGGUGGUAAAGUUUACAAAAUCGUUUGAACUCCUGUCUCCCAAGUGUAGUGCAGAUGCUGAAAGCAGCUUUAAAGACAGCAUAGAAAAAUCAUCCUAUUCAGAUUGGCUAAUUAACAACAGCAUUGCUGAGCUUGUAGCUUCAACAGGUCUCCCAGUGAACAUCAGUGAUGCGUAUCAAGAUCCACGGUUCGACGCUGAAGCUGAUCAGAUUUCUGGCUUCCACACCCGUUCAGUUCUUUGUGUACCAAUAUGGAACAGUGGCCAUCAGAUAAUUGGUGUGGCACAGGUCCUCAAUCGACUUGAUGGGAAGCCAUUUGAUGAUGACGACCAGAGACUGUUUGAGGCAUUUGUAAUCUUUUGUGGCCUUGGUAUCAACAACACCAUUAUGUACGAUCAAGUGAAGAAGUCCUGGGCAAAGCAAUCUGUAGCUCUUGAUGUCCUCUCAUAUCAUGCUACAUGUUUAAAGACUGAAGUAGACAAAUUUAAGGCAGCAAACAUCCCACUUGCCACUGAACUCAGUAUUGAUGAAUUCCAUUUCAAUGACUUCUCUCUUGACAAUGAUGCUAUGAUCACUGCAGCCCUCAGAAUGUUUAUGGAGCUCGGAAUGGUGCAGAAAUUCAAAAUUGAUUAUGAGACUUUGUGUAGGUGGUUACUGACUGUUCGGAAGAACUACAGGAUGGUUCUCUACCACAACUGGCGGCAUGCAUUUAAUGUGUCUCAAUGCAUGUUUGCAAUAUUGACAACUGCAGAUUUUCAGGAACUUUUGACAGAUACAGAAGUUCUUGGUCUAAUGGUAGGCUGCCUGUGUCAUGACUUGGACCACAGAGGCACUAACAAUGCUUUCCAAGCAAAGAGUGGAUCUGCCUUAGCACAGCUGUAUGGCACCUCAGCUACUCUGGAACUACAUCAUUUCAAUCAUGCAGUUAUGAUUCUUCAAAGUGAGGGUCACAAUAUUUUUGCAAGUCUGUCUUCCAGGGUGUAUAGUGACAUCAUGCAGCUUUUGAAACAGUCAAUACUAGCAACUGAUCUGACACUCUACUUUGAGCGAAGAAUGAAGUUUUUUGAACUUGUUAAUACAGGAGAGUACAACUGGAAUGUAAAGGAUCAACGAGAAAUGCUCAGGUCAAUGCUGAUGACUGCCUGUGACCUGGGGGCUGUGACUAAACCUUGGGAGAUAUCUAGACAGGUAGCAGAAUUGGUUACUAGUGAAUUCUUUGAACAAGGAGACAGGGAACGAUCGGAGCUGAAACUCACCCCUUCAGCCAUUUUUGAUCGUAAUAGAAAAGAUGAGCUCCCAAGGCUCCAGUUGGAAUGGAUCGAUGGGAUAUGUAUGCCCCUCUAUGAGGCUCUGGUGAAGGUCAAUCCAAAACUGAAGCCAAUGCUACAUGGGAUUAAAAGGAACAGAUGCAAAUGGGAGGAGAUGCACCGAAAAAGACAAGGGAGUAAAGACAAUGUCAGCUGCAGCAUAUCCACGCAGGACAUCAGUUAAAACCCCAAGCAUCAUUUGUGAGGAUCAGCUUGACUUGGCCAUAAUUCAACUGGAUCAAAGAUUCUUCGGUUGUGAUUUGCAAGGGUGAUUGGCACUGCUGAAAUCCCCACUGAGUUGCUGCAGGAUGCCGCAUUCCUUUGCUCCCAAUUGAGAGAAAGAGAAAACAACAAAUAAGAAAUGCAAUGCAACUAUCCAGUUGAAUGCUUCCAUCUAAAAAAACUGCUAGGAAGCACAGUAAGUUUAUUUAGCAAUGCACAGGUAAUGUAGCUUCAUCCAGUGCUACUAGUUGCUAAGGGUUUGCUGUCUUCUGCAAAAAAAAGUAUGAACAUGAUAAGCGGGUUUAAUGAACCAUCUUUUAAACACCAGGAUAGAGGACUGGAGUUUUCUGUGCAUCCUUUGUUACUCUGCAUCAGCAAAAUCUGUUAUUCGCCAGAUAUUGUCUGCUUCUAUGUUCUCUUAAUGCUGGAAUGUUCUUGUGGUAUUAUUUUCUAUUUUUCAGAUACUUUUCUGAAAGCAGUUUUCUACUUAUUUCUUCUCAAUGUGAGGAUGCCUUGAAAUCAGUUCUCUGUAGUGAAGAAAAUGUGAAUGAUAGAUAUAGGGAGGCAAAACCCUUUUAUGUGCAAUCUUUGGCAGGUGGAGCUGUGGUGGCUAGGAAUGAUCUAUAAGAGAAUGUGAGAGCACAGCUUUGCUUUUUAAAUCAGUGGUAGUUGAAGUUGUAUGUUAAACAGAAUGCAUGAUGAAGCAAAUCUAAUCAGAGCUGUACAAAUAGCAGGCAUGGGAUUUUGUCAGCAUGAAACAUUCAAACAAAACAAUAAAGAUUCUUCAGCUCUGUGUGACUUUUCUCACAACUGAAGAAUCAGAGGGAACAUUAUCAGGUGUUGAAACUGAACUGGCUGCGUAUGCCAAAAAGUGGCCACGCUUGAUUUUAAGAACUCUGCAUGCAUUUCACACCUGCAAGAUGUGGGAAAACAUUUGCAAGAUUAUUAAACCUAUUUUUAUGAAGGGACUGUCAUUGAUAAUUUGUUUUGGAGUUAUGAACACUUUGAUUCCACCCUGUCUGCAUUAUCUAUUUGUUGUUGCAAAUAUGCUUUUGAAGGUAUUAUCUUUUCACCCUUCCAAAGAAGAUCUGAUUACCAGUCAGAUUCUUUCUGUGACUACUAUAAAUCUUCAUGAUUCUGGUGGAACAUAAUUGAAUUGAUUAUCAGUGAACAGUUUAUACAGUGAGCCUCGAUAGGUUCCCAAAGUCUGCUGAGGUGGCUGAUUUGGUAACAUUUCCCCAAAACCCCCUUCUGGGACUUAAGCACAAGAAACAAAGCUAAGACUAUAAGGUACCAUCCAGGCUCUGUUUGCCUGCUCCAGUCUAUACAAAGAACCCCAUUUUAAAGAGGAGUCCUAGCUAAUUAUUUAAAGGCUGAUGAUUAUCACAUUGUUUUGUAGAGCUUUACUGUGCACUAACUGAAUGCCAUAUUUCCUACAUUACCAUAGUGACCACUUUAAUACCUUUAAAGUGCUUUGAGAUGUCUCUUGAAAGGCAUUAUUUAAAUGCAGGCCUUUCUUUCUUAUUGUAGCAGUUCAAAACAUGAACCCAUUCUUUUUAGAACCCACCCACAACU
Molecule: messenger RNA, 4848 nt
Organism: Chiloscyllium plagiosum (whitespotted bambooshark)
Lineage: Eukaryota; Metazoa; Chordata; Chondrichthyes; Orectolobiformes; Hemiscylliidae
Source: RefSeq, a predicted model, not a curated record